Peromyscus leucopus (white-footed mouse) is the source of this 1325-nucleotide messenger RNA. RefSeq names its product essential meiotic structure-specific endonuclease subunit 2 (gene Eme2). The coding region runs from base 20 to 1252 and encodes 410 amino acids. Gene Ontology annotation, biological process: double-strand break repair; replication fork processing; resolution of meiotic recombination intermediates. Gene Ontology annotation, molecular function: DNA binding; nuclease activity. Gene Ontology annotation, cellular component: nucleus; Holliday junction resolvase complex. The record is from RefSeq and is a predicted model, not a curated record. The transcript has 7 exons. Lineage: Eukaryota; Metazoa; Chordata; Mammalia; Rodentia; Cricetidae.
GCUGUAGGAAGAGUGGGCUAUGGCAGACGUAGAACCCAGGAGAGCUAAGAGCCCGCGUCGCGGCCGAGGCCGGGGUCGGGGCCGGGGCCUGGGUCAGCGGCGACCUCAAACCUGGGAGAUCUCCGACUCAGACGGCGAAGGGGCCGCCUCCAGGGAAGUCAGCACGCAAACCUCGAGUACAGUAAGGGAGCACAGGGCGGCGGCUAAGGCUUUACGGGCGGAUCAGGUCCUGAGUCGUCUGGCGGUGUGCGUGGAUCCAGCUGUCCUGGAAUAUGCAGGCUCCGACAUCCUGAUGGAGGCGCUGGGCAAGCUAGGCUGUGAAUGCCGCAUCGAGCCGCAGCACCAGUCCCGCAGCCUGCAGUGGAGCGUUGGGAGGCCCGAUCCAGCCCCCAGCCGUGUGCCUCUGGAGGCGUGGGCUGAAAAUGAGCAGGAACAGUUGCUGCUGCUAGAACCCCAAGAGUUUCUUCAGAGUGCUAUGCAGCUGACCCAGAUCACAGGCCCACCUUGCUCCGUGCCCUGGCUUUCUCCCAACAGCCCGAUCCGCCCCCACCUGGCUGUCAUUGGACUGGAUGCAUACCUGUGGUCUCACCAGCCCAGUUCUCAGAAGACAUGGCAGCUACAGAAGUCAAAGGAAGCCCAUGCCGAGGUGGCCAUCAGUUGGCCCGAGGUGGAGGAGGCCCUGGUGCUGCUUCAGCUCCACGCAAACCUGGAUGUGCUGCUGGUGGCCUCGUGGCGGGAGCUGAGUCAGUACGUGUGUGCCUUCACCAAGGCCCUCUCCCAGCGCCCCUCCAAGUACGUACCCCUGCAGGGACAGUGUGGAGGUGGACAGGGCUGGAGGCACCCAGAUGAAGAGUUCUCAAGGCUUGUGUCAUGGUUCCCCUCCCAUUUCAGGCAGUCCCGGGACUCCUGGGCCUUUUCCUUCUGCACAGCAGGGCACUGGGCCGCAGGCCAGCAAGUGACCAGAGAUGGCUCUGGGCUCCGAGGAGUGUGGUGGCGGCAAAUCAGACAGUUCAACCGGGUCAGCCCGGCUGUGGCGGAUGCUGUUGUCACUGCCUUCCCCUCCCCCCGCCUGCUGCAGCAGGCUCUACUGGACUGCAGCACGGAGCAGGAGCGCCUGAGUCUCCUAGCUGACCUCCCUGUGAAGGUCCAGGCAGGCAGGCAGCCCCGCAGGGUGGGACCGGACAUCUCACGCCGAAUCUGUAUCUUCUUGACUACCACCAACCCCGACCUCCUGCUGGACCUGAGCUCCUGACCACACCUGUGACAUCCUUGGGCUGCCUCCUGACCAUCGGCAGAAUAGGACAAGCCUGCCCAAGAGACUAAGU